UUAGAUUUCUGGUUAGAGUUGUGUGUGACAACUUGUAUAAUGGCAGAUACCUAUGCAAAUGGUGACUUCGUAAGGCUAAAAUAUAACAAACAGCCAACCUCAGUUGAUGAAGCAGACCAGUGCAUUUAUGGAAACAGUGAUGACCUGGACUUGGAUCCAAAGACAAAAGACAUUGCAGGUGCCUCUCAAUAUGCAUCUGAACACACAUUUUCAUCUAGGAAAGAGAAAGACCAGUCCUGUAAGGCAGUUCUUCUUGCUGUCCUUAGUGUCUCUCUGCUCGUGGCUCUGUGUGUUCUGGGAAUUCUCUAUUCCCAACUACUGAGGUCAUCUGAUUUGUUAAAAGAGCAGAACAGAAAUGCUGCAGCCGACUUUGAAAUACAGCAGCAGAUUCCCACAGACAGCACAUUUGAAAGAAGAAAGUACUACUAUUUCUCUUCAGAAAAACUCAACUGGAUGGAAAGUCGAGAUUACUGUACGAGAACUGGAGGUCAGCUGGUCACAAUAACAGGCAAAGGGGAUCAGUAUAAUUUGGCCUCAAAGCUGAAAGAGCCACAUUGGAUUGGACUACAUGAUUUGUACACUGAAGGACACUGGAUGUGGGUGGACAACACAACUCUCACAGGAGAAACGUUCUGGCAUAAAAGGACAGCUGGUCUAUCUGAACCUGAUAACUGGACACAGGAGGACUCCGAAGGAGAAGACUGUGCUUUUCUGGAAACUAAGAGUGAAUGGUUUGAUGCUCAAUGCUCAAAACUAAAAAAGUUCAUCUGUGAAAAGUAAAGCUGAUAGCAUGGUACUCUAUACCAUUCAAAAGAUUAGGAUCAAUAAGAUUUUUUUACGGACAAAUAAAUGUUUUUGUUUUGUACUUUCUAUUCUCCAAAGAAUGAUGAAAAAUGUAGCACAGUUUCCAGAAAUAUAUGAUGUGUCACAACUGUUUCUCAAGCAGUGUAUUGGAAUGAUUUCUGAAGGAUCAUGUGACAUUGAAGACUGGACCAAUUACACGUAUAAAUAUAUUACAAUAGAAAAGUUAUUUUUAUUGAAAAUAAUGUUUCACAAUAUUAUUGAACUCUUUUAGAAACAUUUAAAAAAUCUCAUUGACCAAUAUUUCAGUCAUAUACCAAUUUUCAGCUGUUUUGCCAUAUCAGAACAUCUUUGAAGAAAAUGAACUGCCUAUUUUCGAUUUUUAGAAUCAUUUACAAAACUAAAAAUCAACAUUUGCAUAGACUUAAUUCUUGUUUCAACAUUCAGCAAAAAAGAAAUGUUUAAUUGACUAAAUGGUUCCAUAAAGAAUCUUUUAAAUAUUUUCCAGAUUAUA
This is a messenger RNA of Carassius auratus (goldfish), 1315 nucleotides long. RefSeq names its product C-type lectin domain family 4 member F-like. Lineage: Eukaryota; Metazoa; Chordata; Actinopteri; Cypriniformes; Cyprinidae. The record is from RefSeq and is a predicted model, not a curated record. The coding region runs from base 40 to 780 and encodes 246 amino acids. The transcript has 7 exons.